UCUCCUCUACCUCCAUAUGCAACGACUCUUGUUCAACCAGACUGCCUUUAUGACAUGAAAGAGAGGCGCCAAUAAAGUAAACAGAUUAUAUCGGAUGGAAAUGAUCAGUUAUAGCUUAUCACAACAUCGAGCAACUAACCGUUGAGGAAGUAUUUUAGCUAGCUCGUUGAGCUGCUCCAUAACGUGUAACUGACAUCGUAAACCAUAAACACAGUAAAUAUGUCACCUUCUUACCUGUUUGACUGUCUGUUUAUAACUGUAGGUGUGCAGAGUUUAGGUACUUCUAACCAGAACCAGGAGAGCACAACGGAAAAGAUGUUUUGGAUGAGUUAAUGCUGCUGCAAAGAAAAAACGUCAUGUGAGUCCCGCGUCAUCACGUGACUGCGAGCGCAACCGAACUUGUUAGUGUUGUUGCUUCCGAGUGCGGAUGCACAACUGUGAUGUUUACACCAGUAUUACCAUGACAGUUUUUAGCCUAAAGACAUCUGAAGGGAGUACGACCGUAAAGUACAUCUAUUAGGGUGCUAAGAUGGAGUUAAAAUGCAGUAUUUCAUCCUAUGAUUACCUCGAAGGGCAGUAACCUACAGACAAGAGAAACCACCUUGAUAUACCAAAUUUAUUAAAGAUGUCAGGUGGGAACCUCUUCAGCAAGGUGCGGUCCGCCUUCAGGAGAGAGCGGACCGACUGGGACCUGAGCGACACGGCGCCCUUUGACUUCGCCGACGAGCUGGUGGACGAUGAGGCGCCCAAAUUCAACAAACUGAAGGUGGUGGUCUCCGGGGAGAUGUCGGACUACUCUGCCGGAGGAGCUCCGUCCAACGGGGUGCUGGCGGUGAGCACGCUGGCGGUGGCGGACGACGAUGACUGCCUGCUGGACUCCUCUUCUUCCAGCCCGGGGUUAAACAUGGACCCCUGUGACAGCUGCACCAGGAAGAGGGAGAGGAUCAAACACAAGCGGGUGAUGAAGAGGCUCGUCUUUGCAGCUUUGCUCUAUUUCCUUUUCAUGACAGCGGAAAUUGUUGGUGGUUACAUGUCAAACAGCUUAGCCAUCAUGACGGACGCUGUGCACAUGCUGACAGACGUGGUGGGAAUCUUGUUUUCUCUGCUGGCCCUCUGGCUCUCCACCAAGCCCCCCACAAGCCGAUUCACCUUCGGCCUGCAUCGCCUCGAGGUGGUAUCGGCGGUCCUCAGUGUGGUGCUCAUCUACAUUCUGACGGCCGUGCUGCUCUAUGAGGCGGUUCAGAGGACGGUGCACCAGGAGUUCGACAUCGAUGGAGAUGUCAUGCUCAUCACUGCAGCUGUGGGGGUGGCUGUGAACCUCGUAAUGGGUUUCUUGUUAAACCAGAAUGGUCACCUCCACUCUCACGGCCACGGUCACUCUUCUCACGGCCACGGUCACUCUCACGGCUCUGCGGCCGCCUCCGAUUCACAGUCGGCUGGGUCGGGUCAGCAGCACGGCAGCCUGGCUGUGAGAGCCGCCUUCAUCCACGCUUUGGGAGACCUCGUUCAGAGCGUCGGGGUGCUCAUAGCUGCCUACAUCGUCCGCUUCAAGCCGGAGUUUAAGUUGGCGGACCCCAUCUGUACCUACAUCUUCUCCAUUCUGGUUCUCUUCACCACAUUCCGCAUCAUACGAGACACAAGCGUCAUCGUGCUGGAGGGUGUUCCCAGACAUCUGGACACUCUGAGAAUCAGAGAGGACCUCCUGAAGCUGGAGGACAUCGAGUCAGUCGAUGAGCUGAAUGUCUGGGCGCUGACAGCGGACAAGACUGCAGCAAUUGUGCAUCUGCAGCUCGCUCCCUCUAGCGCCAGCAACUGGGAGGACGUCCAGGCGAAGGCCCGCCACCUGAUGCUCCACACCUACGGUCUCACCAGGUGCACGGUGCAGGUGCAGACGCACCGGCUGAGGCUGGUACACAGCUGCACACACUGCCAGCAGUCCAGCGCCUGAAGAGACAGAGACUCAUGCUGGCGUUCCAUGGGGCAGAGAAUAGAGUACACAGAGGGCCCGGAGGACGCACCGCUGUCGGUGCCAUAACAGGAGAAACAGUAUGCGGUGUGUAAAUGCAAAAAAAAGACUGGUGCCAAAGGACAGUCAGUGGAACAACAGGAGAUGCACAUUUCUAAUUAAAGAAUCACUACAGCCUCCAGGGACCUGAUGCCCUUACGCUAGCAAAAGUCACGGUGGAGAUAAAAUGUUUGAAGUCUCAGCCGAGAAGAAUGAAAAAGAAACUUGCUCUUAAUUCACCAUCAGCGCCUAUUCCAACAGUUAACUUUUGUUUUUGUCUUUUUACCGUUUGAUUUAUCACAACUGAUGUUUUGUCAUCAGGUGUAAGUUUUACUUUUUGUUGCAAGGACUGCCUGCUAUGAUCUUAUUAUUGUACUGAGGACGUCAGCAGAUGGAAAGGUACCUCAUUGUCAUUUGAUAGUAACUGUGGUCACAAUGCACAUAGUCUGUCCUCACCACCGGCAUAAAUGAGGAAAAAUAAAACCUCAUUGUGUCCCUUUAGUCAACAUUACAUCUCAUCAAAUGCACUUACUCAUUAAUGUUCUUCAGCCAAACUGACUUUGGCUGAAGGGCAACAACUGUAGGUAUUCUUACAUCAGUUUAAAUACACUUUUAACAUUUUACUCUAGCAUGUCUCGUUAACUGACAAUCAAAGUGUGACUGACUUUGAAGAAGGGUAGAAAUGCUCCAGUGGACCGGCGUCAGUAUGGUUUGUACUCGGCUUCUUUUCAUAUCUUUAACUGACAGUAUACUAAUAAGGACAAGUUUGGGAAAUCUUCAGUAUUUCAGAUUCACUGCGUUUUCAAGGAGGGAGGUGUGAGUUGAGAUUUGCCAAUAAUAAUGGUGUUAACAGUGUUUUCUCUAUCAAGUGGCUGUGGGGGGGGUUACGGUAGACCCGUCCAUGUCAGAUAUUAAUCAUCGGGGGAAAUCAGGAACUGGAUCACUGUCUUUGUUUGUAAUAAAGUGUUUAAUCUUU
Messenger RNA from Anarrhichthys ocellatus (wolf-eel), 2981 nucleotides. It is a transcript of the gene slc30a4, whose product is annotated as solute carrier family 30 member 4. Gene Ontology annotation, cellular component: plasma membrane. Bases 626 to 1948 code for a protein of 440 amino acids. Gene Ontology annotation, molecular function: zinc ion transmembrane transporter activity. Lineage: Eukaryota; Metazoa; Chordata; Actinopteri; Perciformes; Anarhichadidae. The record is from RefSeq and is a predicted model, not a curated record. The transcript has 8 exons. Gene Ontology annotation, biological process: response to zinc ion; zinc ion transmembrane transport.